Messenger RNA from Jatropha curcas, 2226 nucleotides. The record is from RefSeq and is a predicted model, not a curated record. NCBI's taxonomy places the organism in Eukaryota, Viridiplantae, Streptophyta, Magnoliopsida, Malpighiales, Euphorbiaceae.
AGAUCUGCAGCAAGAGAUAAAUAAAGGGAGGCCUUUAUCUAGAAAGAGGUUUAAGAGUGAUGGAUUCAAUUAAUUCAGUUAAAGAUAGUUAUUUUGUAUCAGUUCAAUUCAUCUCUCAGAAAAGAAAACGCGCAAUCAAUAAUUUUCAUAUUCAAAGUAAUUUGCAUAUUAAAAAUAACAAGCCAAUUCAAGAACAAGUGAAAGAGAGAUUAGAGAUCUAAUCAAUAGUGAAACGACUACAGAAGGAGCAGGGCGGCCGGCUAAGGGUGGCGGCAGCUGCUGCGUCGGACUUCUUUUAUUUGAUAUCCCUCUCAUUCCACUUUCGAUUUUGUUUUGUUUGAGUUGUAUGUUGGUUUAGUGAGAAAUUGAGCUCAAUAGAGCUUUAUUACAAUUUACUGCCGCCGGUUGCCGUGUGGAAAGAAGCAACAGCGUGUUUACAUUGAAGGUAAGCAAAUUCUUCCAGCAAGGCGAGCGCCCGGAUUAUGGUCUAACCAGAAACUUUCAGAACAAACAAAAUACAGCGAGCGAUCGAUCUCCCAAUUUGUCUUCUGAAAUAUUGUACAGAUAUAAUUUGGAUAAAUAGGAUGUUGAGUUGCCUCCAUCGCCACCCAAAUCUAAUUCAUUGUAGCUAUCCCUUCUUCGGCUUAUCCAAUCAUCGUCCUCUUCAUUGCAAUCAUCGUCAUGAGCACCGCCGUUGUUAUAUGGUAUGUCCAAACGGUCCCCGUCAUAGCAGCACAACCGGAAUCUACUGUAACUAUGACGAAACUGCCAGGAAAUCGAACCAGUCAUCUUCUUCUGGAAUCCAACUUUACGGUCAGAUUGAGAGAAUCUUCUUAUUACAGAUUACUUACGGAGACUGUGAGGCAAUCCCAAGAUGCGUGGGGUGGUUCAAAAGACUGGAUUGAGGUCGAGGGAGCAUGGGUUCUCAAACCAAGAAUCUCAAGACCCAAGUCAGUUGUUCAUUUCGUUGGUGGUAUAUUUGUUGGUGCAGCUCCUCAACUUACCUACCGUUUGUUUCUUGAGCGCCUUGUAGAAAAGGGUAUUUUGGUUAUUGCCACACCAUAUGCCAGUGGAUUUGAUCAUUUCUUCAUUGCGGAUGAAGUACAGUUUAAAUUUGAUAGGUGUUUCCGGUUUUUACAAGAAACAGUACAAGAUCUCCCUACUUUUGGCGUUGGCCAUUCAUUGGGAUCAGUUAUCCACCUUUUGAUAGGAUCACGAUAUGCUGUGCAAAGAAGUGGGAAUGUGUUGAUGGCGUUUAACAACAAGGAGGCAAGCUUAGCCAUCCCUUUGUUCUCACCUGUUCUUGUCCCUGUAGCCCAAAGCAUUGGACCGUUUCUAUCACAAGUUGCAUCGUCACCAACAGUCCGACUCGGGGCAGAGAUGACCUUGAAGCAACUAGAGAACCUUAGCCCUCCAAUCAUGAAGCAAGUUCUUCCUUUGGUGGAGCAACUUCCCCCAUUGUACAUGGACUUGGUUAAGGGAAGAGAAGAUUUUUCGCCAAAGCCUGAAGAAACUCGCCGACUUAUAAAGUCAUACUAUGGCAUUUCUAGAAACCUUCUGAUAAAGUUCAAGGAUGAUGGAAUUGAUGAAACUUCAACAUUAGCUCAGGUGCUUAGUUCAGAAUCAGCUAUUAGUUCAAUGCUAGACAUGUCAAUUCGCUUGUUGCCAGGAGAUCAUGGGCUUCCUUUGCAACAGGCUCUCCCAGAUGUUCCACCAGCAAUGGCAGAUGCAGUCAACCGAGGAAGUGAGUUUCUGGCAAAUAUGACAGUGGGAACUCCAUGGGAGACUGUUGCCAAAGAAGUAGGCAACACAUUAGGUGUAGAUUCAAAGAUUCUUCGUGCUGAAAUUUCCAAGGACAUUGACUUGCUUGUUGACGUGAUCACGACAUGGAUGUCGUCAAAUACAGGUCCAAAACUUUUGAGGCCAUGAUGUGUAUAAAUGCCAAACCGAAGACAGUGAAGCAAGGCAAAUAGGGAUAUGCUAGAAAAUAAUGCUGUGGGAGUAUGGUUUUUAUGGUAUUUUAUUGUACAUUCUGUAAUUUAUAUGCCAUGCCUAAUCAUAGAAGUAAAAGGAAGAAGGAUUUCAUCUGAUUGAGAGUUGAUAGAUGCUUGUGUUUUUCCGUUGUUUUGCUUAUUAAUCUUCUAUUUUGUAGGUUGUAAUAGAAACAUUGAGAUUUCUAUAUAUCUAAAAGAAUGUAUGAAACAGAAAGGCGUGUAUUUUUCGUCC